AUGGGACAAAACAAUCAACAAUUUUCAUCAUUAAAUAACAAUAACACCAAUCAUCAAAAUUCGCACAAUACCCAUUCCAAUCCAUUUACAGAACGCAUUUCUGAAAUUAAGAAUCGUUUGAAUGAUUUCAAUGAUGAAUCCUUGGACAAUAUUCUAAAGGCUCAACAACAUCCAUAUGAUGGAACUCGGAUCCGGGGAUAUGAAAAUUCCAAUAACAACCAGGAUCAUCAUCAUUUCCUUGUUCCAAAUCAUGACGAUAAAGUAUCAACUCAAAACUCUUCGGAACUCGUCGUUCAUCAUCUCAUUUUCGAUACGGAUAUUGCGUCGGAUAUUGAUGAUUCAUUGGCUCUUCUUUCAUUAUUGCAUUUACCUCGAGAAUGUGUUCGUAUUGUUGGAGUUACUACAGUGUAUGGACAUGUUGAAAUUCGAUCCGCAGUCUCUCGAAAAAUCAUUCAAGCUCAUGAACAGGAUUUGAAUUUCAAGUUGGACAUUCCAGUCGUAACAGGUUCUAAUUAUCCAAUGAAUGAACCUGUUGUGUUACCUUGUUGGCAUUCUGAAACCGAAGGAAUUGGUUUAUUCUCAGAUGAUGAAAUUCAAGAAUUGAAAAAUCAACGCAAUUGUUUUCUCGAUCGUCAUGAAUUGGAAAAAGUCUAUUCGAAACAAGCAGCUGAAUUUAUUGUGGAAAAGGCACAAGAAUUGAAUGGAAAUUUAACCAUUGUGUCAUUGGGAGGAUUGACCAAUGUAGCAAUGGCUCUGAAACUGAAUCCUCAUUUACCCGAGCUUGUGAACAAGUUGGUCUAUAUGGGAGGUGGUGUUGUUCCUGUGGAUCAUGAUCUUCCUCAAAUCUUUGAAAGAGGAAAAGAAUAUCAUUGUCAUUCAUGUCACAAUAUAAGACAAGACCAAUAUGCAGCAGCAAUGGUUUUCUCAGCUGGAUUUAACUUCUUCUGUGUGGGUCACACCGUAACUCAUAGUAUUUGGUUUGAGGGUCCAAUCGUCGAUGAAAUGAGAAGUCUUUCGUUUCAUAGAGGAUCAAAUCCCUACGCCAACGAUCAAAUCAUUGAGGAAUAUCAACCUAAUUAUUUACGAGCGAGUCACGUGGUUGGCACGUUAUUGGAUGUUUGGCUUAAACAUCGAACAUGUGUUUUUCACACACCCAUAAAGGGAACUUGUCCUCAUGAUGCUCUGACAACGUACGAAGCCAUCUUUACAGAACGAUUUUUAAAUUAUGUGAGAGGACAUUUUGUGGUCAAUGAACAAGAUGGUCGAACUUGUUUCUUGUAUGAUCCCAAUGGAAAUGCUCAUAUUGCUAUUUCAUGGAAGGAUGGAAUGGUGGAUCACAUGAUGGAUUUAUUACAGGAAACCAUGUUCAAGUCAUUGAAUUCGAUGGAUGAUUUAAAGAAAUUUGGACUGUAA
Naegleria lovaniensis is the source of this 1413-nucleotide messenger RNA. RefSeq lists its product as uncharacterized. The transcript has a single exon. NCBI's taxonomy places the organism in Eukaryota, Heterolobosea, Eutetramitea, Acrasida, Naegleriidae. Gene Ontology annotation, molecular function: purine nucleosidase activity. Gene Ontology annotation, cellular component: cytosol. Gene Ontology annotation, biological process: purine nucleoside catabolic process. The coding region runs from base 1 to 1413 and encodes 470 amino acids. The record is from RefSeq and is a predicted model, not a curated record.